Chelmon rostratus (copperband butterflyfish) is the source of this 5349-nucleotide messenger RNA. RefSeq names its product shootin 1 (gene shtn1). The record is from RefSeq and is a predicted model, not a curated record. The coding region runs from base 25 to 1497 and encodes 490 amino acids. Lineage: Eukaryota; Metazoa; Chordata; Actinopteri; Chaetodontiformes; Chaetodontidae. The transcript is spliced from 16 exons.
GCUUGGGUUAGAGAUUUCCUCGCUAUGGCUGCGGAGGAGCUGGACAGAAUUCAACUCAUUUCAGACCUGUCCAGCCAAGCUCUACAGGAGUAUGAGGGUCUGCAGAGGAAGCAUGAGACAGCAACCAUCGAGUGCAAGAGGCUGGAGGAGGAGAGAAACGAGGCCAUCAAGAAGCUCAACGAGUUCCAGCAAGUUUCUCAGAGGGUCAUUGAAGAGGUCAGUGCCAUUCAGGAGAACCUGGAGAUCGAGAGGACGUGUAGAGAAAGUGCUGAAGCCCUGGCCUCCAAGCUGAACCGUCAGAACUGCUCUCUGAAGAGGAAAAGCAUGAUGCUGCUGUCCCACCUCAGCCCGGAGACCAUCACUGAGAUCAACCUUGAGGAUGAAGAGGAGGAGGAGAGUGAAGAGCUACAUGCACCCAGUGACGUCUGCCUUGACCCCCAGUACCAGACCACCAUUUCAGAGCUACAAAGUCAGUUGCAGUUAACACUAAAGGAGAAAAAUCAAGCAGUUGCUGAUCUUGAGGCAGUAAGAGAUGAACUGAGGGAAACCAGAGAAGAACUGCUGAAAGAGAAACAGGAUAAUACUGUUUUAAUUGCAGAGACAGUGAGGCAGAAGAAGCUCCUGGGGAAAUAUAACAGAGUGUCUCAGUUUGCAGUGGAGGAAUUCGAGGCCUUACAGGACACCUUGGACCUAGAAAGGCACCUGAGGACAGAGGCAGAGAACUAUGCCAGAGUGAUGGUGGUCGAGCAAAAGCAGCUGAAGAGACAGAGUCAGAUCUUGAUGCAGAGCUCCUCACCCAGUCAAGGUCUGCAGGAGGCCCUCAGCCUGGUCACUAGGCUGACCCAGGAUCUGGAGACUCAGAGGCUGGAGCACCAGAACCAAAUAAAGAGGAUGGAGGACAGACUGAAUAGCUGUGAGGCUGAGAGGGAACUGACGGCGCUGAGGCGUAAACUGGAGCUCAUGGAGGAGGAGAAGAGAGAUUACAGUGACAAAUGCUCCAAGGCUGAAGUGGAGGUCAAGGAUCUGCGGUUUACAGUCGAGGAGCUCCAGAAGAAGCUGCAGGCAGCUACCAACUUGCCCCCAGCACCUCCACCUCCCCCACCACCUCCACCUCCUCCAGCCCCUCAGGCCUCCAACCCGCUCAGUUCCCUGUUGUCACUGAUCCGAAGGCGAAAAGACAUUAGUACUGACAUCCCGCUGGAGGUUCAGGACUCUGCCAAGACACCAGAAGUGGACGUCAAGCAGCAGGCAGUGGAAGAAAUGAUGCAAAGGAUCAAAAAAGGCGUUCAACUUCGACCUGUCGGACAGUCCGCCAGUAGGACCAGGAGACCGCAGAUGGAGAGGCUGCCCUCUAAUUCUGCCUAUCAGGAACUUAAAGGAAUCAUGGAGAACUUCAACAGAGCCUCCCCUCAACCAAAGGCAGUGUGUCCGUCGACAAACGGCGACGACGAGCUGCAGAGGAUCCUGCUGAGACGGAGGGAUGCACUGGAGUCCUAACACGAUGCCAGUCUCCAUCCCAUCCUGUCCCCCGCAGUGUGAAGGGUGCCCCAGGCUGAGGUCGGCCCUGACGUCACCUUCAUCCUGUACAGACUGGCUGUGGCCGGUGGAAAAUCACAUGAUGCUAAAUUAAUGUGGAGCAUUUCAUGAUACUGUGCAAAGCAUUAAAGCAUAACAUAACAUAGAAUAAUCAUAAUCAUCAUUUUUUCUAUUAUGAGGAGUCAGUAAUGCAACCAUACGGGUCCUGAGGGGAUUUCCACAUCAUAGAAAGGAAAGGUCAGAGCAGACACCCUGCGUUAGUUACACAGCGUGUGUCAGUGAUUUAAGAUAAAGCCAUUUCAUUUCAGUGACAUGGAGGAUGUAAUUCCCACACCACCUUUUCAAUGUUUUUUCAGCUCUUUUUUGGAUACUGAAGGUAAAGCCCAGUUCAUUGUUUGUUUGUUUCACAGUGAGGAACAGCGAUGGCUUUUGCAGCCUUGAACUUUUUCCAAAGCAAAGUGUGUCUCUGAAUUGUUCUGUCCAAACGUCAGAGUGUGUUUCCCCUCAUUCAGUCACACUCACACCACCCAACUUUCUUAGGCCACCAGUUUAUGUAGGGCACUGCCUCCAUGGUGCAGGUUGAACCACCUGUUCUGCUUUAGAAAGGACGUCAGCUGGCAUUAAACAGACCUGCUUAAAACACACACACACUGCAUUAGUAUUUAUUCCAGGACCUGAUGUGUGAGGUGUGAAGUCACAGAUGUGAUUAAUAUUAAUUUUACAAUCAAGAGCAUGUCAGUUUGCUCUAAAGGAAAGACAGACAGAAAAAUGAAGCUAGUCUUGGUUAAACUUGCAGACUAAAUGAUGUUUAUAUACGACUGAUUUCAAACAGCAUGUAGUUUUAAAGACAAAUCUAAUGCAGCCCAAUUGAAUCAACACAGUGAGGGAUCUCUUUCAUUAAAUGAAAAUGUUGAAGGACAUACUGAUAACAUUGUCACUGACAUCAUAUUUCUUUUGCUUUCCUUUCAUAUGUAUUUGUUGCUAUUGGAAAAUGAUUUGUUUAAUGUUUUGAAGGUUAACUUUUGGUUCAGGUUCAGAGAAGGUGGUGGCCUGGUUAAACCCUGAAAAUAUCAACAGUGUCUGUUGUUAAUCAUCAUCUAUCCAUCAUCUCUCGCUAAGCUUCACCACAGGGACUUCAUCACUAAGCUGGGCUCUGGAUCAGACCCCAGACUCUGGUGCAAAAGUCCACCUCCCUGCGGCUUGUGUGUGGACAGAACGACAGCACUUCCCUUAUUUGAAUGAAUGCUGAGACGGUUGGUGUCAGUAUGUCCAGGUUAGACCUAAUGUCUCAGCUCUGUUCCAGUUGAAACCUCUCUGUAAAUGGAACUGAAUUGUGAUUCACUCAUCGUCAGUUACAGACAUGUCUAAUACACUUGCCUUUGUGACUGAAAUUUGACUUUGUUGGAAUGAUUUUGCUCAGAAUGUGACAAACCUGUUUCAUGGCUGCAUUACGUUCUGCUGGUCUGCUGAGGCUGCUGUUGGUGGAAAAAUCUCUUCAAUGGAUUUCUCCCUGUGUGACCUUUGUGUUGGAAACUCCUGUCUUUGUGUUCAAUUCUGAGUAAAUGAAACUGAAAUCGGGUUUUCAGAAUGAUAUGAUGAACAAAUGCACAUCUGUAAAUGACAAGACUGAAAACCACAGAGUAUUCCACCGAGUCCAGAAAUGCCAAACACUUCACCAGUGGCUGUUCUGAAACAGUGUUAAAGUGUCUGAGGGGGAUUAAGUGGGUUUUCCCUUUAAGCCUCAGUAGGAUGAGGGUGUUAGUCAGGUAUGGAGCAGAAGAUCAGUCCGUGCUCUUUGAUAAUCACAAUGGCUGUGCUGGUGAUUUAACCACAAUGGUGGGCUGCUCGUGCGUUGUUUUGUUUUCCCUCAACACCUGCCCGGACACUUCCUUGAGCGAGGGAUUGAAACACGAGAGCUGUGAACUGUGGGUGAUGUCCGUACCUUUUGUGUGCUGCCGUUAAUUAAAGCUUAGGCUUCGUUUAGCACUGAGGUGCAAUUUCCAGCUCCCAAUCCCCCCGAACAGAGUGUGGAGGAAAUGUCAUUGUGGCUCAAAGUCUGUCCUCUGAGCAGACUCAUCAGCAGCAGGCUUCAAAGACUUCACUCUGUCUCCACACGUUCAUUCACUCCUCACUCCACCGAACCAAAUGUGGCACAGGAAGUCACACUCUAAUUUUAUUUAGUCACAACACUGGAGCUCGUAGAAGCAGGAAAUGAUCUGUAUUUGGCUUUUCCUCUCCUUUCUCAUGACACAAGGACAAAGAGGAUGUGUGCAUUAUGUUGGACAACGUCCACAGGGUGGGGUGUCAGUGAGCAGUGGAGCUGCUUGAUUAGGAGUCAAACUGAAGAAAAGACAGCCUUUGUUUUGAUUUAUGUCUCUGCCUCCUCGUGUCGUCCAUAUCUGAUGAAGGUCUUCUGGCUGAGCCUCUCCUGGCACGGCUCAGUGUGUGCCAACAUACAAUAUGGUCUUUGAUUCAGAGGUGGAGUGACGCCAGGCUCGUCUUCCUCUUCCUUCUCUCUGCAGAAACACAGUCAAUGACCGGCUCCGUUCCUUCCUUCCUUCCAUCUGCUGCAGCCACCGCUCUCCCUGAUGUUGAUUGAUGGACGGUACACACGCUGCCGAUCGAGGCAAAACAUGUAAUUACACAAACCAUGCUGUGUCCUUUUCUUCCCUCAGCCUGUCCUCCGCCGCCAUUCUCAGCUCCUCCGUCUUCUCCCUCGUCAUCGGCUGAUACAAUAUAACGUUUUGUUGUUUUUGUAUUUUUGUCCCUUCAGGGACCAGCAAUUAGGGAGGUCCUUUUAGUGUGUCUGGGAAACACUUAAUUUGACCUAUUUUGUUAGUCGUUUCAUUUAUUUUCCCAAACACAGUAAUUGCCUGCCAGGGAGCCUCAGCUGAGACACUGCUGUGUGUCCGGCCUCAGUUUGCGUCUGCACAUUUCAUUGAUUAGAGGUUGUCUUCACUCCCCGACAUUUACAGCCGUAGUAAGCUGUCAGCAAACCAAAAAACCAAAUUGAAUGAAUCUGGAAGAAUUAGCGGCUGGAGAACAUUUGUUAUUUCAUUUAUUUGCCCCUUGAACACGUGAAGUUUGGAGAAAAUGAAGUAAUUGUAUUGAAUAUAAAUAAUCUAAAAAUAGAACUUCAUGUAAACUGUGACAAGUGAAAGUGGCACACAAAGGACAAAAGAAACAGACGUGUACUGCUGGGUUUUAUUUGGACCUUUUAUCAACAUCUUAUGUCUAAAUUUUUCAUUUCCAGCCUCAAGAAGUUAAACAGAAGUAUUGUAGUGUCAGCAGGGCUGCGUCAGCCAGAUUCAGUCUGAUUAAUAGAAAAGAGCUGUGAAUAAGGGAUAACUCACUUGACAGGCUCAUUGAUGCAGCUCUGUGUGGCGGGUAUACAAAGCUCUUGUGAAGCUCCUCCGUUCCUCACUGUAUACAAGCAGCCUUUUCUGUGUGCCGCGGGCCGAGCGGACGCUCUCCUGUUUCUACACACUGACAGAAUCAUUUCCUCGAGGAACUGAGGAGCCACGAGAGGGGUCGCUGAGAGUGCUGACCGGUUAUGAAGGGGCCCUUACCCCACAUGUCCAAACAGACCGGAGGCAGGCUUUGUCGGACAACAGCGACAUGGCGCUGUGUGUGUGUGUGUGUGUGUGUGUGUGUGUGUGUGUGUGUGUUUGGGCAUUUGUCCUCCCACAGCUUCUUCCAGCCUUUUAUUAUCCACAUGUGUUAAGGCACAGAGCUUCCACUGGUUAAAUGAACUCAAUAAAUGCAACAACAUCAUUUUUCUAUGUGACUCUCAAAUCAGUCUGCUCAUAUAUU